Molecule: messenger RNA, 1122 nt
Organism: Prorocentrum cordatum
Lineage: Eukaryota; Dinophyceae; Prorocentrales; Prorocentraceae
Source: the annotation of a GenBank genome assembly
AUGCGCGUGCACGUGGCCGCCGCGUGCAGCGGGCGCGACCUUGCCCUUUUGGACGCCGAGCCGUCGUGGGGCCUGCACGAGGUGCUCGAGGCGACGCCGGAGCUGGGCGGCGCGACCAGUGGCAGGCGGCGUGUCUUCUUCGGCACGGCGGAGUUGUGCGGGAGCGCCACGUUGGCCCAGAUCGGAGCCACGAGCGGCAGCCACCUGACGCUCGUGGUGGUGAAGGCGCGUCGCAUAGCGGUUUGUUGCGCCCGUUUGGUAAAGAUUGUCUCGCUUGAUUCGGGCAAGUGCUCAUCCACGCUGAGGGGCCACCAGGGCGCGGUGGAAUCAGCAGUUUUCUCACCAGUGGGAACCCAGGUACUGACGGCUUGCAAGGAUAAAACGGCGAGGAUCUGGUCCGCCUCCACAGGCAAGUGCUUGCAUGCGCUGGAGGGCCACCGAGACUCAGUAGUGUCGGCCGUCUUCUCGCCUGACGGGCGUUGGGCCUUGACGGCAUCAGUGGACUCGACGGCGAGAAUUUGGUCAGUCGACUCCGGGGAAUGCGUGAGCACGCUCGAGGGCCACCAGAAUGGCUUGCUGUCCGCCAAGUUCUCGCCAGACGGUCGGCGAGUGUUGACAGCCUCUCUGGACCACACGGCAAGGAUUUGGUCUGUUGAUUCUGGGGAGUGCGUACGCACGCUCAGCGGCCAUGACGACGCCCUUCGCUCCGCCGUGUUCUCACUAGACGGGCAGACGGCAUUGACGGCCUCGAAAGACAAGACAGCGAAGAUGUGGUCCGUCAGCUCUGGACAGUGCAUGCAUACGCUGGCAGGCCACCAAGGCUGCCUGCACGACGCCGUCUUCUCACCCGACGAGCGGCAGGUGCUCACGUAUGCUGAGGACUGGACCGCAAAGCUCUGGUCCACCGCCUGCGGGGAGUGCCUGAGGACGUUCGGGAGCCACCAGCACCAGGUCUGCAGUGCCGUCUUCACGCCGGACGGGCAGCAGGUAAUGACUGGCUCUACGAGCGGGGCGGUGAGGAUGUGGUCCGCGUCCAGCGGGCUGAGCCUGCGCACGUGGAAGGGCCACCGGUCGUUCCUGAUGUCUGCCGCCAUCUCGCCCGACGGGCAGGAGAGCUCCUGA